AUGCCGCCGCGGAGCUCCCUAAGUGACGGGAGCAAGGUCGAUGCUCUGCAGGGCCAUGGCCUGCAGAGCAUGCAGAGCAUGUCGGAGUCGGAGGUGGUGACUGCCGGGCCGGCGCUCGAGGCGUUAAUGCAGCUUUGCCACGAGGGCGCUUCCCUGAUGGCCCUACGGACCGCGAGCCGAAGUUUCUGUGGCGCAGCAGAGAGGGUGGGGCGCACAGGGAAUUUGCCAAGAUGGCCACUGGUUCUGAUGAUCACUGUGGAUGAGUUCGUCAGUAAGCACCGACCUUCCGAGCCCGAGUUUGUGAUCGAGUUCGAACGUGGCGAGACGGCGAGCUGCAAUUACACAAUCCACAGAUGCACGCAGGAGGAUCAAUCCCAGAAGGAGCGAGUCCAAGUGCCUCAUGCACAGGUCGUCGACUUCGUUCGCAAGCUGGGACGGAUACGACAUGGCCUGGGCGUGGAAAACCGGCUCUGGGCGCUCCCAAAGCUGCAGCGCAGAGCGACGCUGAACCUGAACAUGACGCCCGAGGAAUAUGCCUGGAGCAGCAUGCAGGUCGCAAUGCAGUGCGAUCCUCGAGCUUCGAAGCGGCUGGUCGUGCUGGACGCACAGAAGAAGGUGAUGCUGAAGCACACCUUCUUGGAUCCAGAUUAUGUUUUGCCUCAGCCUGGCCGAGGAGUCUUCCGCAAGAUCGACAGCAAAGGUAUUCACUGCGACCGUGUGCAUAGAUGUCUGUUGCGCCAAAUCCGCGACCUCUGUGGGAACCCGAAUGCCAUCGUCGAUAGUUGCAGCUUUGCCUUGAACCCUGCCCUGCCGAUUGGGCUGCCUUUGGCCUGUGGCGGGUUCCAGUCUCUGCCAGACAUCUUUGCCGACUGA
Symbiodinium sp. CCMP2592 is the source of this 873-nucleotide messenger RNA. The record is from the annotation of a GenBank genome assembly. NCBI's taxonomy places the organism in Eukaryota, Dinophyceae, Suessiales, Symbiodiniaceae.